Messenger RNA from Lasiosphaeria miniovina, 975 nucleotides. RefSeq names its product ribosomal protein S5 domain 2-type protein. Gene Ontology annotation, cellular component: mitochondrial small ribosomal subunit; ribosome. Gene Ontology annotation, biological process: translation. NCBI's taxonomy places the organism in Eukaryota, Fungi, Ascomycota, Sordariomycetes, Sordariales, Lasiosphaeriaceae. The coding region runs from base 1 to 975 and encodes 324 amino acids. The transcript has 2 exons. Gene Ontology annotation, molecular function: RNA binding; structural constituent of ribosome. The record is from RefSeq and is a predicted model, not a curated record.
AUGGCAUCUUCGAGAUUAGGCAUCAGCACUGCUCUGAGAGGUGUCCGCCCCAGUUCCAGAGGACAAUGGCGGCCGCUUGAUCAACAGUUUCAAGCCCUACAGCUUUUCAACGACCCUAAAAGCACGAGAUGUCUCUCCACAGAUGCUGGUUCAUUCGAGGAUUUUCUCAAGACUCAACAAGACCAGGCAAUCCAAGCGGCCCCAGGAAUCAAUCUGGCAGACAUCGUGGAUUUCCGGAACAUUUCCUACGCACGCGCGGUGCCAGUAUCACCGUCCUACUUCUCACGCCAACCUCGGUUCAAUGACAGCUAUCUCGCCCUCCAAAAAUUGAUGCAGAGCUAUGGCAAGCUCCCAGUGGUUUCUACGGGCGAAGUUGAGCGGGUUGCCUGGAAGAGCCUGGUGGAAUUCAGGCAGAUGGUUGGUGAGAGGGUGAAAGCGUCCGACUACGUCAAGUGCCUCGAGAUCAUCAAGCGCCUUCACCGAAUCCACCCCGAGCUCAAGCCUCCUAUCUUCGUAGAGGCGUUCCAGGCUUUCAAGCGCGACAUCCAGCCCUUCACCAACAAGCCGAACCCGAUUCGCAUUGACUGGGUUGGGCGGGCCCUGGGAAUAGGGAGGAGAAAGUCAUCCGUUGCCCGGGCUUAUGUCAUCGAAGGAAACGGCGAAGUCUUGAUUAACGGCAAGACACUAGCCGAUGCUUUCGGGCGGGUUCACGAUCGCGAAAGCGCUGUGUGGGCUCUACGCGCGACUGAUCGGUUGGACAAAUACAACGUCUGGGCACUGGUGGCUGGAGGUGGCACGACUGGGCAGGCAGAAGCUCUCACGCUUGCCAUCGCAAAGGGGUUGAUGGCCCACGAGCCUGCUCUGAAGCCUGCAUUAAGAAGAGCUGGCUGCGUCACGCGCGACAUGAGAAGAGUGGAAAGAAAGAAACACGGCCGUGUGAAGGCCAGAAAGAUGCCAACUUGGGUGAAGAGAUAG